Ectocarpus sp. CCAP 1310/34 is the source of this 5365-nucleotide messenger RNA. The record is from the annotation of a GenBank genome assembly. Lineage: Eukaryota; Phaeophyceae; Ectocarpales; Ectocarpaceae.
UGCGACGGACCGAGUGUGCAUGCACCACCUUGUGCCGGAGGACUGCAUAUCCCCCGCAACAGCUGCAAGCAUCUGCCCACAGCAACAGGAGGAAGUGUAGGAGAUGAGCAACUUCUGCUGACUUACCAGGGACCCCAAUAUUCUUGUCUUGUCCGGAGAAAAAUUUAUUCCGUGGUUUGCUUUCGGAGACCACCACAAACAUCUAUCUGGCUUUGGAGGCGGCAGCGAGAGGCACAGAGUCAGAAGGGGAGAGCUAACCUGGACUUCCUGGUGGAACGGAGUUUUCUCGUUGUCUGACUCCUUGCCAGAUCCUUGAGGCAUCAUGCAGGUCCUGAAGCUCAAGAGGUUCCUGAAAAACAUCGCUGGAAGGAAGGCAAGUGGUGGUGGCGGUAGCAGCAGCGUGCUCGACCGAGACUUCCGCCACAUAAUCAAGCAGAUACCUCUUGACAACAAGCGCGACCUCAUCCUUCAGUACGGGGAUGAAGCCUCAAAGCGACGGGCGCAAGCCAUUGGAGGGGACGGGAAGGCGGUGGAAGGCGGGAUGAAGGUCCGGAGCCCACAGGAGUUCGCCGAGGAGGUGGCAAUCUGGGCGGAGGACUUCCCCCCGCUGGCCGCGGUUCUCUCCUUGAAGGAGGCCCUGGACAGGGCCAGCGGCCGCUGGAUCGAUGACUUCAGAGACGCCGACGGGGUCUCCCAUUUGUGCGAGGUGAUGGAAGUGCUCGCUGAGAGCAGGGAGAUGCACCUAGAGGAAGGCGACAGCAUCAACCCGCAACAGGUGCCCCCGGAAGAGGUGAAAUUGGAGGAGGGGGUGGUGCAGUGCCUGAUGGUGCUCUUCAACAAGGAGACGGGGCUGUCCAACCUGGAAGGGAGCUCUACCCUUUGGCCCGUCAUUGUGCGGAGCGCCCUGGACUCGACCAGCGAGAGGGUCCGAUCGAGCCUUCUCAAGGUGCUCACGGUCAUGACGGAAACCGGCCAGGACGGUCUAAAGGUCGUGCUCAACGCCCUGGACGUGGCAAAGGCGCGGAAGAACCAAGAUCUAAGGUUCUCCUUGCUCCCGGGAAUCAUUGUUGGCGGCAACGACGGGGAGGAGGACCUGCGGCUGGCCCUGGCGGUGGCGGUGUUCCUCAACACCGUCCUGUCCCGGGCCUUCAAGUUCGAGGAACGGGUGCUGCUGCGCGGGGAGAUGGUGGCCGGCGGCGUGGUGGCGGCCAUCGCGGGGGCGAGGGAGCGCUGGGGGGAAGAUGACGACGACGUUGACGACGACAACGAUAGCGUCGUUAGCGGCGCUGAGGACGGGGGUAAGGUCCACCACCUGCGGGACGCGACGGCGCUCUUCUUCGAGAACGAUUCUUCUGAUGAGGACAGCAGCGGCGGCGGUAGCGGCGGAACGGAUUUCGGCGGCAACAGAGGCAGCGUUUCGAAGAAGCGGGUGUUCGUUCCCAGCAGCAGCAGCAGCAGCAGCAGCAACAGCGGCGGCGGCGGCGGCCCGGCUGGGGCGGGAGUGUUCGUUUCCAACGCGGGGGGAGUGUGUGUUGUUCCCCCCAAGAGCCCGGCGGCGGGGAGCAGCAUGAGCAGCCUCGCGUCCGUGACGGCCAGGUCGAGCUUCUCAUCCACCGGGUCGCCGGUGCCGCGGACCGUGGCGCAGCUGUCGGCCGCUGUGACCGACGCGCGGCUGCUGGAGCUCAGGAGGGACCUCAUAGCUCAGCUGGACCUAUUCGACCGAGUGGCCGACGAGGACCUGAGGGAUGCCGAGGAAAACGGCGGCACCGCUGCAGGCAAGGGAGCCGGCGACGAUGACGACGACGACGGCGAAGACGGGGUGGGGUCUGCGGGUAGGGGGAGGAACCAAGCGGCGGGUGGGGCAGCCACGGAGAUCAGUGAGCCAAGGGCGGUGAAGGCCAUGAGGGCCCUCGCGAUGGCCGUGGAGGGCGACGAGGCCGUCAGCGUGGAGCUGGAGCUGCUGGCGGACAAGCUGAGGGUCAUGGGCGGCGGCGGGUCCGGGGGCGUCACGGGCUGCUGCGGCCCGGCGCUGUGGCGCCGCGUAAGGGACGCUGCCACCGAAGCCGUGGAGGAAUGCUCGAAGGGUGCCGGCGAUGGCGGUUCCCCCGAAGGCCACGAGAUCGGCGACAAGACGACAGCGGCAACACCUACAUCAAUGGCGCCGGUGGCCGCUAUCCCGGGGGCCACCGCAAGCCCUCCCCCGCCCCCGCCACCUCUUCCCCCGGGGACGCAAGCUGCCGGCGCCGCCGCCGCUUCGCCCCUUGCGGUAGCCACUCUGCCCAACGCUCCGGCGGGGAGCGGAAGCUCGCCCCCCCUGCCGCCGCCGCCGCCGCCACCGCCGCUGCCCGGCAUGGUCACGAAAGGAGGCGGCCUGCCGCCGCCGCCGCCGCCGCCGCCUUUGCCUGGCAUGGUGGCCAAAGGAGGUGGCCUGCCUCCGCUGCCGCUACCCGCGGCGGGGGUUAAGCCGACAAAGUCGCGACCGGCUGGCCCCGCGCGCCGGGGGCUUCACUGGAACAAGAUGAGGACGGCGAUAACGGGGACCAUUUUCGAGGAGAUCGAGUCGGAGGCGGCGGUGGACAUCCCGAAAGAGUUCAUCCUCGAGGGUUUCCAGGAGAAGCCCAAGGGGCCAAAGAAGGUUGGGAACGUGGGGGGUGACGCGCAAGGCACUGCCCCCGCCGGGGGCGGGGGGGGGCAGCAAGAGAAGAAGAAGCGAGAGCCGCUCCUGGACGCGAAAGCUGCUCUCCAGUACGGGAUUGUGUUCAGCACUGUCAGCGUGUCUCCAGAAACAGUCCGCAACGCGGUGAUGUCGAUGGACCUGUCCUUCCUCGACCCGGACACGCUGGAGAAGCUGGAAAAGCUUCUGCCGUCGCCAGCGGAGCAGAAGAUCCUCACGUCCUUCAAGGGUGACAUCGUCUCGGAGCUCGCCGAGGUGGAGCAGUUUUUGGUGCUGGCGACCGGGAUCCCCGAUUACGAGAUCCGCCUGCGCUGCGCGGGAUACAUACAAGCCUUCGAGCCGGAAAGGGCAUCCGCGCUGGAAAAGAUCACCAUCGUCAGCGACGCCAUUUCCCAGGUGACGAACUCGGCCAAGCUGAAGCGGCUCCUAGCCGUGGUCCUGGCGGUGGGGAACUUCUUGAACGAGGGCUCCAGCAACGGGGACGCCAAGGCGAUCACUCUAGAGUCGCUCCUCAAGAUCACCACAGUCAGGCGCACGACGAAGAGACCUUUCGCCGGGGGGGGAGACGACAACCUGGCGCACAGCAUCAUGGAGUGGGCCGCGAAGUCGGAGCCCUCCCUUCUGUCGCUAGGGGAAGACCUGCCCUUGGCUGCGAAGGCGUCUAGGCUGUCCUUGGACGACCUCAAGACGAAUGUUCUCGCCGUCGCAAAGAAGCUGGGCGUGUUGGAGGCCACGCUGGAGGAGGCUAAGAAAAAUACUCAAGGGCGGAAGGACGGGGAUAAAUUCGUCGAGAUCGUCGAGCCGUUUCUCGCUCGCUCCAAGGGCCCUAUGGAAAACCUGCGAUCGGAGCAGACGCGAGUGGAGAAGGCGUACUCGUCGAUGGCCACCAAGUUCGGGAAGGACGCGAAGACGACUCCGAGCGAAGAGUUCUUCAAGAUCGUUAGGAGCGUGGUGGUGAUGGUGGAAACUGCUACCCGCGACAACCAAGGGAGGGCGGAGGCCGAGAAGGCGCGAAUCAGGAGGGAGAAUAGAAACAUCAAGAGGAAGAAAGACAGGGAGAUGGCCAGGGCAACGAGGCAGCAGAGCGAGGCCGACCUCCAGGCGCUUCUCAAGGGUGGGGCCGGCAAGCUGCGAGGGAUGAUCACUGGGACGGUCAACGUGGAAUACGACCGCAUCAUGGAGGAGAGAGCCAAAGAGGGCGACGCUUUCAAAGAACUCAACGAAACCACAGACGAAAGUGUCAGGGACCAAAUCCGGGGCAAGCUGCACUACCAACGUUCCACCAACAUCUUUGGCAGCACCGGCGGCGGCGGUGGCGGCGGCAACCGCUCGCAUCGCUCCUUCGGCCCCUUGUCCUCCUCGCCCUCCCCCAAGAACAGCGGCGGCGGCGGCGGCGGGGGUGACGGGAACGGCCAACGCGGCCAGCCCUCGUCCUUUUUCUCUGGCUCCGACCACCCCGACCACAAGAAGAAGCAGAAGAAGUCGACGAGAUUUCUGUUGCCGACGUCGGAGGCCGCGGAGGGGCCGGCGAUUGCGGCGGCGGCGGGCACGGCCGGGGUAGGCGGCACGAGCAACCAGGAGCAGCGGCGGUUGAGGCGGGAGGCGUCCCUGGUGAAGCACGCGUCCGUCGUGCGGCAGAAUACCGCGCUCGUGCAGGCGCGCUCGUUCUCGAGGGUGCCGAGAGAGGGGGAUCCCGCGGUGGGGGACGGGGGAGCGGACGGGUUUCGUGCCGGUGGUGCGUCGACAAGGCAGCGACCGGUGGUCGCUGGAGGGGUGGGCAGCGGAUCGAGCUCGAAAUUCCGGCCGUCACCGCCUUCUCCGGCAAGAGGCGGGAACAGCACCAAGACCGCGCCGCCGUCCGGUGGGAUGUUUCGAACUCGCGCCCGCGGCAGCAGGCUUCAGAUGCCGCUGGAGGAACACGACGACGAGGACGGCGGCGGCAGCAGCAGCGUCGACGUCAGCGACGGGUCUGACUCCCCUAAGGUCGGGAGGGCUGCCCUGCCGAAGCUCUUGGCGGGGACCCGCAGCAGGGCGUUCGAAGCCCGACGAGCCAAUUUCGGCUAGGCUUUCUCUUUGUAUUUCUUGUACAGCAGUAGUGUGGUGGUUUUUGACACCGAACACACGAUGAGGGCACAACGCUUUGUUGUAGGACAAAAGUCGCGGACUCUUUUUGUCGGUGGAUAGAGGCGGCGUCGUUGUGUUCUACCGUGUGUAAGAAGAAAUCAAGAGUGGUGGUGUUGGCAGGGGGGGUCCUCCUUCGACGCCCGCUUGAGACAGGUGGCGCGACCACGAGCGUAGUGCGGAUCAGAUGCUCACGCCCGCCCACCAGCGGACGUGACACCAAAAGAUGUAGCAAGGGCGAGAGUGCGGAAAAUUUCCCGAGUUGAGCUUUUCUACAAGAAGGGACGUGGCGUGGGAAGACAUCCACGAGGGAGGGCAGUUGCUCACGCCGAUCGACCAGCAGAAUUACGGCUGUGUGGCAGGGUGAGAGUGGGGGAAGCCCCGGGAGUAUUUGUAGGCGUCGAGGACUUGCUUGCACGAUCCAAGCGCCCACCGAGGCAUAAUAAAGUGUAAAAUUGAUAGGACAGGUCUCCGCAGUUCCCACUAUAUACCCGAAAGUUGAACUCCGAGUACUGCUGUAGUACAAAACAAAUCUCUCCACUCAGGGCGUUACACAAGGAACAAGGUCUC